Messenger RNA from Paramacrobiotus metropolitanus, 2459 nucleotides. RefSeq lists its product as uncharacterized. Gene Ontology annotation, biological process: spermatogenesis. Lineage: Eukaryota; Metazoa; Tardigrada; Eutardigrada; Parachela; Macrobiotidae. Gene Ontology annotation, molecular function: cAMP binding. Bases 539 to 2191 code for a protein of 550 amino acids. The record is from RefSeq and is a predicted model, not a curated record. The transcript is spliced from 5 exons.
GCCGGCAUAGUGGAAAAGAAAACGCAUUUUAUCGGAUUUAAUGUUACAUAUGCCUUAAAAUGUAUUACACCAGUUACUCAACGGUUUGGUUGUCAUUUUUGUUCCAAAAAAUGCAUGUUUAAGUAGAAAGUAAUGAGACUGCAUUUAUCUGCAAGAUCGUUCGUUGGGAAUAAUAACUUGCUCUUCUGAAGGUGUAGUUUAGUUUAGCUCAAUUAUAGCGUUAAUAAUUUCCGCUGAAAGCGGAAACAUUCAUUAGAAAAUUCCAAACACAUAUAAGUAACCAACAAAAAAGGUGUUAAAACUGUGCAACACGCUAGCCGUGUAUGCAGUCCUUUUAGAGUGCCUUUUUAAUUGUUUUGUUGCUUGUUGCUUAGUGGAAUGUGGAAGAUUAACCGUUUUUAAAGGAUACGUUAACCUUUGGAGGUUACAUGAGUCGCGCUCAGUUGCGUAAAUUGUAAACAAACAAAAUUGUCUCUGGAAGUCUUUACUGUAUAUUCGUUGAGGAGUACCGCCUGCUUUUUUGAAUGUCCAUUGCAAAAUGGAAACCAGUGUAGAAUCUGGAAAUGUACAAACACGUGAUGACGAAUCCGAAACCAAUAACAAGGAAGCUGCUGAAUCUUCGGGUGUUAAAGGACCAGAAGUAUUAAUUUCGGAUACCAAAGUUUUAGAAAAUACCGCUGCUACAAAUGAUCCUGACCCUAACCCGCGCCUCAAAACAUCGAUCUCCCACAGUCUACAGCAGGCGGAAAGGCAACGCCCGUACCAGCCAAAAGAUCCCGAAAGCCAUUCCGAGGAAGUUACCAUUGCCAAAGUGUUGUCAACUAUUGACUGGGAGAACAUUGAUGUGCAGAUGACCACAAGUGAUGAAGAAACAAUGUCGUCAAGCAGUGACAGCGAUGUUUAUGUGCCCGCUGCCGUUUGUAAGCUGCGAGCCUUAGCCCGGGUCGUGAUGAUAAAUCUACGAUGGGCGAAGGACAUAAGACGAAUGGAAGAAUUCAAGGGCUUUGAGACGACACACCAUGACGAGGAAACGGGGCACCGGCGAUCGUCGUUUUUCAAAGUGGCGGACUUCAUUGCCAGUAAUCGCAUUAUUAGUGGGUUAACAGAUCAAGAAAAAGAGGCGCUUAGACUACAUCCGUUUGGCAGAAAGACCGAAGACAUUCAGCUGAUAUUGAAAAUCAUGGAACGGUAUCAGUGCUUCGAUAAGUUUACACAGGAAGUUCGGGAAAACCUAGCGAUGUGGGUUCGAUACGACACGUUUGACGAUGGCCGCAUACUAUUGCGCCAAGGCCAUGAACCGUAUUCAAUGUACUUCAUCUUAUCAGGAAAUGUCAACUUCAAAGCCAGCGACACCGAUCCCCGCACCGGCCGCACCAACUUCUACUCGCUGGGCAGUCGCGGACCAGGCAGUAUUAUCGGCGAAAUUGAACUGCUGAACAAAGAUGAACGUCGCAGCACCGGAAGUACCCAGGGCGACGUGGAACUGCUACGUGUCGACGAAGAUCCCUUCGAUGAAAUCCUGCGAACCUCCUUCGAGGCGAUCUGGGAAGACCGGUUUGCCGGACUGCGCAGUGCGCAGACUUUUGAAAGUUGGUCCGAUUCUGAAUUACGCAUUUUGAAUGAAAAUUCCUCGCUGAUUGCUUUCCCCGAGAACAAGGCUAUCCUGACGGAUGUUUGCGGGCAGUCGGCCUUUACAUAUUUCAUUCAAAAAGGACGUUGUGCACUGGUGAAAGACGUUAUCUUCGAAAAAAGCUAUCUGGACAACGAUAAAAGGCACUGCAUUUAUCAGGCUCUUGAGCCAGACGACCCCCGCCGAUGGUUGCCUCAUCAAUCUCUUAGCCGGCAUAGCGAAUUAGAAGGACAUCACUUGCAUAUUACAGAGCUGAAAGAAGGGGACUAUUUCGGCGUCGGAGAGGAUCUGCGACGGGCGCAUAUCAUCACAGUCUCCGCGGUCGAAUGCCUGACCAUUCCGCAUUCCGUAUUCGAGAAGGCCAUGCGGUUGCAAUUCCUUGAAGAGUUGAAGGCGGAUCUGGAGGAUGCCAUUCCUACGGAUGAUGUCAUUGCCAGUGAAUGGCUAGCGCUGCAGACAUGGAAACAAUUCCAGCGGAAAGACAUGAAAAAGUUUUGGACGUCCAAAAAUGCUGUAGAUGACUACGUAAAAUUCUAUACGCCAUAUAAACAUUGGAGGUGAUAUUUAUUGGAAACAUCAAAGGAACUGCAGAUACACGUAUGCUGCUAAAAGCACUGAAAAUUCAAAAUGAACUUAGAGAACGAUUUUAGUAGCCAUUUUAACGCACUAACUAUUUUUGUAAUUAUUGGUCGAGCCUUGUUGUCAGUGACGCCAAACAUUUUCGGCAAGAAUAGCUUGUGUCUGCAAAUACAAAUGAAACGUAAAAUUAGAUAACGCCACUCUAAAUACUGAGAAACAAAACGAAAACACGCAUACCCGCUCCAGGCUG